UGGUUUAGAUUAUAUAUUAUAUAUGUAUACAUAUCACAAACCAUUGACCACUCAUUGACGAGCACAAACAUAAUCUAUCAUAAAGAUCAUAUUGGGCGAUCAUAUAUAUAUAUAUAUAAUGUCAAGCAGAAGAUCAAGACAAUUAUCAUCUGGGGCUUCCAGAAUUACAGAUGACCAGAUCAUACAACUCAUCUCCAAAUUGCAACAGCUUCUUCCCGGGACUCGUAUUCAGCGAUCUAACAAGUCAUCUGCUUCAAAGGUUCUGCAAGAGACUUGCAGCUAUGUUCGAAGCUUGCAUCAGGAGGUUGAUGACCUUAGUGAUCGACUUUCACAGUUAUUAUCCACCAUUGAUGCCAAUAGCCCUGAAGCUUCCAUUGUUCGAAGCUUAAUUAUAUAAAUGCAACCCCAUCCAUCUCUACAUAUUAACAUUUGUUAAUCGUCUCUCCAAGGUGUAGUUUAAUAAUAAAAAAAACCCGUUGUUACA
Messenger RNA from Helianthus annuus (common sunflower), 484 nucleotides. RefSeq names its product transcription factor PRE6. The transcript is spliced from 2 exons. Gene Ontology annotation, biological process: regulation of DNA-templated transcription; regulation of growth. The record is from RefSeq and is a predicted model, not a curated record. The coding region runs from base 119 to 397 and encodes 92 amino acids. Gene Ontology annotation, molecular function: protein dimerization activity. NCBI's taxonomy places the organism in Eukaryota, Viridiplantae, Streptophyta, Magnoliopsida, Asterales, Asteraceae.